AUGGCGAAUUCUGCAUCUGGAGAUUGCGUUGAUUUUGAUCGCGAUUGCGAGCGUGUGUUUCCUUCUGGACUUCGUUUCGUUGAUUCGUUUGUGCAACAAUUGGAAAAAAAUGAUGAUAUUAUGUAUUUAGAAGCAGAACAGUCUGAAUUAAAGGAUAAAGAAUUUAAAUCUGAAGAUGAAGCUUUCGAAGCGUAUAAUGAAUAUGCUUUUAGGAAAGGUUUUGGAAUUCGAAUUGGGAAGAGUAAGAGAAGAAGAGAUGAUUCUUUUUUGAUGAAAAGAUUUGUUUGUUGUAAUGAGGGAUUCAAAGAUAAUAAGUGUAAGAAUAAAAGGAUUUAUGAGAAGUUGGAUCAUCGAACUGGUUGUUUAGCUUUUGUGCAGUUUCAUAUUGAUCAUUUAGGGGUCUAUACAUGUACAAGACAUGAAAUGGUUCAUAAUCAUGCUAUGAUUCCUCCUGAAAAAAGGCAUUUGAUAAGGUCUCAAAGAGAUGUGAAUAAAGAGCAGCUUCUUUUCAUUUCAACAAUGAAAUUGAGUGGAGUCAAAGUUACUGAUUCUUUGAGGGUUCUAAAGAAGGAGGUUGGGGGAUCUCCUAAUCUUUGUUUUACUGCUUCUGAUGCUUAUAAUGCAUUGUCAUCUGAAAAAGCUGCCCAAAUUGAAGGAUGUGAUGGUAACCAAUUGAUUAAAUAUUUUGCCAAGAGACAUGUGGAUGAGACAGAUUUUUAUUAUGAUUUUGAACAAGAUGAUAGUGGUGCUUUAGUUAGUUUUUUUUGGCGUGAUGGUAGGAUGAUGAGAGAUUAUCAUUACUUUGGAGAUUUGUUGGUUUUUGAUACAACUUAUAGAACUAAUAAAUAUGGAAUGAUAUGUGCUCCAUUUGUUGGGAUGAACCAUCAUGGUAACAAUGUCAUGUUUGGUAUGGGUUUUAUUCUUAAUGAGCGCACCGAGUCUUUUGAUUGGUUGUUUGAUACAUUUUUGCACUCAAUGGGGAGGAAAAGUCCCAUUACAAUUAUGACUGAUCAAGCACAAGCGAUUGCAGCGGGUAUAAGAAACAUUUUUCCUUCAACUGUUCAUCAUCGUUUAUGUGUAUGGCAUCUUGAACAAAAUUCUAAGAAACACAUUGUAGCAUUGAGAGCUUUGGAAGGCUUUACAGAUUUGUUUGGAUAUCUUUUGAAGUAUUGUGAAACUCCUGCUGAAUUUGAAUAUUUCUGGAAAAGGAUGUGUGAUAAAUACAAAUGUGAAAAUGAUGAUUGGUUAUGUGAUUUGUAUAAAAUAAAGGAAAUGUGGUGUCCUGCUUAUUCUAAGAAGUAUUGGUCUGGUGGUAUAUUGUCUUCUCAACGUAGUGAAACUACUAAUAAGUCAGUUUCACAACGUCUUAAUAAGACUCAAGGUUUAUGUGAUUUUUAUCAUGUUUUUCUUGAUGUCAUUUCUGAGUGGAGAAGUAAGGAAGGUGCAAGAGAUUACAAUACUCUGAGGGGUAAUAGGCACCUAGCUUUUGCUAAUAUUGGUAUAUUAGAUCAUGCAAGAUCAUUGUACACUAUUCAAGCUUAUGUUCUUUUUGAAGAGGAGUUCAUUAGGGGGACAGCUUAUGAUCAUGUUGAUAAUGGUUUGCGUUUUCCAGAAUAUUCAUAUCUUCUUUGGAGGCCUGGGAAGGAUAUAAUUAAGCAUGAAGUUGUUUUUAAUAAGGAAACACAUGCAAUUUGUUGCACAUGCAUGUACUUUAGUGAGACUGGUUUACUUUGUUCUCAUUCUCUUCGAGUAUAUCAUUUGCAUUGUGUGCGUAAUAUUCCACAAGAGUAUAUAAUGAAACGAUGGACAAAGGCUGCCAUGUGUAGUCAUGGUAUUGAAGAACCUACUUUGAGGACAAAUGUUGUGGCUACUAGUGUUUGGAGGUCACAAACAAUCAGAAAGUUUGUUAAGUUGAUAACAAGUUGUCAGAAUUCUUUGAAUGCAAGGGCAGAGGUUGAGUGUUAUUUCAAUCUGUUAAAAGAAAAGGUUGAGAGUGUAUCAGGUGUAAUUGACUUUAGUGAACCUGUUAAAGAGGUUGAAAUUGUUGAUCUUGAGAUCAAGAAUCCUCUAAAAGCUAGGCCUAAAGGUGAGAGGAAUGUAAGGCCUAAGAGUACCUUGGAGAAGCAGUGUAACAAGGCAAAGGGUAAUUUCAAGAGGAAAAAGUCUUUGUACACUCCUUACAAAAGGGGUAUAGGGCAAGCAGUUGUACAGGAACUUGAUGAGAACGGUUGUGCUGUUACUUAUGCUAAUUCUAUUAGUGAUCCCAUUGAAUUGAUUGUUUUGAGCAAUAAACGGGCUCAGGUCGGCUUAAAAUCAGCUGUUGUAGAAGAAAUUCCUUCUAGUUCUAAGGAAUCAAAUCAUAGUAUUUCCAAUGAUUUUGAUCAGGCUACUGGUGAAAGCUCUCUUUCAUCUAUCAUAUCUAUUGAUGUUGAUAUUUCAUCUAUUGCUAAGGCGAAGGAUUUAAAUCUUGAAGGUGUUUCUGCUGUUCAACCUUGUUCUAAUUUUGGUGCAAAUAAAGGUGCUUCUGGUGUUAAAACUUACUCUCAAAUUAAUCCAAGAGUUCCAAUUCAUACUAGUGCGUCAACAAAAUCUCCUGUUGUUAUUCAACCUACUGUUCCCAGGAAUGUUCAAAAUCAAACUCAGAAUUGUUCAAACACCAAUCCAGAAAUGAUCAUAUCCAACUCCAGGAAUGUUCAAUCAACAAAUGUUCAAGUUAUUUCUCCUACGGUUCAAAUAAAUGAUCAAGGAUUUCCUGUUCAGAAUGUUCAAGUUACUCCUCCACAGUUCAAAGAAAUGAUCAAGGUGCUCGUGUUCCAAUUCUUCAAUCAAGAAAUGUUCAAUUAGGUUCUAAAAAGAUUUCUUCUAAAUAUGAUAAGUUGUUAGCCUUUUUUGAUACAAGUGUAGCUAAACGUUUGGCUAAUAAAGAUAAAUAAUUAGUAUUCCAGAACUUUAUAAA
Molecule: messenger RNA, 2956 nt
Organism: Chenopodium quinoa (quinoa)
Lineage: Eukaryota; Viridiplantae; Streptophyta; Magnoliopsida; Caryophyllales; Amaranthaceae
Product: protein FAR1-RELATED SEQUENCE 5-like
Exons: 7
Coding region: 1-2844 (947 amino acids)
Biological process (GO): regulation of DNA-templated transcription
Molecular function (GO): zinc ion binding
Source: RefSeq, a predicted model, not a curated record